Molecule: messenger RNA, 1074 nt
Organism: Sitodiplosis mosellana (orange wheat blossom midge)
Lineage: Eukaryota; Metazoa; Arthropoda; Insecta; Diptera; Cecidomyiidae
Product: angiotensin-converting enzyme-like
Exons: 4
Coding region: 172-1074 (300 amino acids)
Biological process (GO): proteolysis
Cellular component (GO): plasma membrane
Molecular function (GO): metallopeptidase activity; peptidyl-dipeptidase activity
Source: RefSeq, a predicted model, not a curated record
CGAAUGUCUGGUUUUGGUAAAUAUUUGCACAGUGUUUCACGAUAGAUUUUCAAUAUUAUCAGUCCACGAAAAUCAAUCAGUUACCAAUGUGAAAUUACCAAAAUCUUAUUUUGUUCAAAAUAAAUCCAUCCAAUACAAUUUUAUACGCAGUAUAAUAGGAUAAUAAAUGACAUGUUGGCAAUUUACAACAAAGCACAAAUUUGUGCAUUCGAUAAACCCUUUGAUUGUGGACUAAAAUUAUAUCCGGAUCUAAAAGAAAUCAUGGCUCGCGGUCGUGAUUGGGAUGAACUACUUUAUGUUUGGGGAGAAUGGCGGCGAAAGUCUGGCGAAAAUAUGAAAGAACUGUACGAGCAAUUGGUUGAUUUGACAAAUGAUGCUGCAAAUUAUAAUAAUUUCAGCAACGCGGCUGAGUACUGGACCUUCCCAUUUGAAUCAUACAACAUACGACAAGAUAUGGAAACGGUGUGGAAUGAAGUUAUGCCAUUAUACGAACUAAUUCAUGCAUAUGUCCGUAGAAAAUUACGUGAAUAUUAUGGUCCCAACAGAAUAAGUCGAAAUGCACCACUUCCCGAUCACGUUCUGGGCAAUAUGUAUGCUCAAACGUGGACUAAUAUUAUGGACAUAACAAUACCAUUUCCUGGACGAAGUUUCGUUGACGUAACACGAGAAAUGCGUGAACAAGGUUACACUCCUCAAGUCAUGUUUCAAAUCGCGGAAGAGUUCUUCCUGAGUUUGAAUUUAACUGCUUUGCCUACUGAUUUUUGGCUCGAGUCCGUAUUAGAGAAACCUCCACCAGAUCGACAAUUGUUGUGUCAACCAUCAGCAUGGGACUUUUGUAAUCGGGAAACUUACCGCAUAAAAAUGUGCACGAAUGUUAAUCACAAAGACUUAAUCACAGUUCAUCAUGAGAUGAUGCAUGUGCAAUACUUUUUAAGCUAUCGUCAUCAGCCAAAAGUCUUCCGUGAUGGAGCUAAUUCAGGUAAAGAAUUGUUUUUUUUUUUCAUAUUAAUCCAAUUAAGUCGGCAAAUGUUUAUUAAAAGCACAAAUUCAAUUGAUAUAGCGUCACAAUAUUAG